This is a messenger RNA of Caenorhabditis bovis, 4620 nucleotides long. The record is from the annotation of a GenBank genome assembly. NCBI's taxonomy places the organism in Eukaryota, Metazoa, Nematoda, Chromadorea, Rhabditida, Rhabditidae.
AUGCUCAAAAAGAUUGCGAUGUCAAUGGGUGAUAACGAGCAGCGUAUCAUGAUGCACAUUAUUCUUGCAUGCGCCAUCGUCACCAAACGCGGGCAAGCUUCGUCGAAUUGCGAUGCCAUUAAGAGUUUGCGAAUGAGCGUUUGCGAGAGGCUCGCCGAGUUUUUUCAAGCGUUCUCGUCGAGGCCGAUCGAACGCGACGAGAUGCGCGUCAUCAAGUGUUCGGUGCUGGAGGCUUAUUUGAAGGAUUUGAAGGCGACGAAUGUUAUUGAAAGGCACGCGCAACUCCUUCCGGUAGCCCCGUUUGCGAUCGUCAAGCUUCUCGCAGCUGUCAGCCGUCUUCCUUCAUUGUACAAGCUUCUCACUGUUCGAGUCAAAUGGAAUGCGCUGGAAUCGGAGGAGCAUUCGUGCUUAACCCUUGAUCUUCUAAUUGCCCCCCUCUACUGGCCGGGAUGUUUCGAAUUGAUGCUUAAAACGAUUCGAGGCGCGAUUCUGAAGUUGUCCGAGCUCGCCGAUGAGCCGAUGAUCGAGAUACCCGCGGUGGAAUGCGAGCGGUUCUCGUCGGCGAAAGGCGCCAAUUUUGGAACGACCCUAUUGAGCUCGAGAAUUCAUUUGCUUCUCGACAUUCUCACGCAACAUAUUGAGCAUGAAGUGGCGACGAUGAAGAAGCCGUCGGCGGAGAGUAUUGUGCUCCUUGGAAGAUUUUCCGACUAUGUCUCGGAGUAUAGCGAUGUUGCGAAUCGUCUAGCGACACCGCUUCUGAUUUGCAUAGAGAAGCGCAAAUCGAACGAGGAGACGCUCAUCAGCAUGCUUCAGUCGAUGGCGAGAAUCGCGCCGAUGCUCAAUGAGCCGUGUCAAUAUUUCGCGAAACUUCCGAGAAUGUUUUUGAAGUUCGAUCGUCGAGCACUCCGCGAAUCGCUUGUUUCGAUGAUCGAGGGUUUCGCACGAUCGCAACAACUUCCCGAGAGGACGAGAAUGCUUUUGAAGUUGAUUGGCGAGCUUGAUGCGUGGGAUCGAACCAAAGUCGAUGAGCCGCAUUAUGAGCGACGAUACGCGGCCUACAACGAGCUAAUGACGAUUUGGGCGUCGAACGAGGCGGUUGACGCGAUGGUUCUUGCCAUGCUCGUCUGCACACACUUCCACACGAUUUCAACGACAUCGGACUUGUCGCUUCGAAUGACCGCCGGCAACAAUGUUCGAUCGCUUGUCGAGUUUGCUGGACGCACACUGACUGUUGAAAUGAAGCACAACUUCCUAGAGACUUAUCUGGCUCCUACAGUUCUUAUCUAUGUGAAGCAUGAGGUUGACGCGGUUCGCGAGGAAGCUAUCAAUGUGCUGAUUGUCAUGAUCAAGGCGUUCCCUGAGAAUCAGCACCUUCAUGAGCUCGACCAAUUCUCGAAUGAUGAUGAGGAUUUAGAUUUUUUGAAGAAUAUGAAUCAUAUUCAGAUUCAUCGCCGCCAGCGCGCGAUUCGCCGAUUGAUCGAUGCUGUCGAAUCGGGACAAUCGGAGCUAUCGUUCAGUUGUAUGAACAAAUACUUGAUACCAAUGAUCAAUCCGUAUUUGGUGAACUUCUCGGCGAAAUUCAACGCGCUUUCCGACGAAUGCCUCCGAUUGUUGAAGUGCGCCAUGUCGCGAGCACCGUGGAGCAAGUACUCGUCGUUCCUUGAAGGAUGGCUCGCGAGAGUCGAGAAGGCGACCAAGUCGACGGAUGACGAGUUUUCCGAUAAGGCGUUGGUUCGGAUUGUGGUCGCCGUCAUUGAGGCAUUCCACUUCGAUGUGGAGCUCGAUGAGGCGCAGCUUGAGACGGAUGCGGAUCGGACGGACGAGGAGAAGGAGAAGAUUCAGAUAUUCCAGCGGGUUAAUCGGGUGAUCCUUCCCCAACUGAUUCAUACACUCGAUUCUCAAACGCAUGCGGUGGAGAGAAGCGCGCGAACGAUGGAAUCGAAAGCGACCGCCUUACAUCUCGACAUUCAGCGAACACCGAUCGCGUUGGCUAUCGUCAAACUUUUGGUGAAGCUUCCCGAAGCGAUUACAACUCGCCAUCUUCACGGAGUUAUUCUGAAAUUGUGCAAUCUGAUGAUGACGCACUCAUUCGACGUUCGCGAGACGGCACGAAAAACGCUUAUCCAGAUUGUGAAAUGCCUUGGCCCGAAAUAUUUGGCGUCGGUGAUCACGGAGAUCUCGUUGACGAUGACGAAAGGAUUUCAAGUGCACGUGGCGAUCUACUCGAUUCACAGUUUGAUUGUCGCGAUGAAAUCGACGCUGAAUGUUGGCGAUCUUGACUCGGCGAUCGGCGUCAUCGUGAAGCUCGCCAUUCAGGAUCAAUUCAACGCGGCCGCCGAGGAGAAGGAGAUCGGCGCGAUCAAAGCGGAAUGCCCGGAAGCGAAGGGCAAUCGAACGCCGGAAACGAUGCAGCAUCUCGGACGCGUCGUGUCGCCGAUGGGAAUCCAACAGAUUUUGGCGCCGUUCCGCGACGUCGUCAACGAGCAGCCGUCGGCGAAAGCGAUUCAGAAGGUGUCGGACUUGUUGUCGAAGUUUGUCAGCGGAUUGAAGGAGAACGACGGGCUCGAAGCAUCGUCGCUUCUCACGUUCAUCUUCAAAUCGUUGACAGCCGAUCUUCAGAAAAUGAAGGAGAUUGAAGGGAACGGUGUCGUCGGCAAAGCAGAGAAGGAAAUCAAACGCGAGAGCUGUUUGUUGCUGCCGGAAGCUCCGAAGAGGCUUGGUGCCAUCAAUAAGGUCGUCGUUCGGAGUAGGGAUCAUGUCUUCGCCGAGUUUUUUGUACAAUUGUACUCGUCGCUGCUCAAAGAGAAGAAGUUGGAUCUUGACGAAGACGGGAUGAUCGCGAGACUCAAUCCGUUCGUACCAUUGAUUUUGGAUUGUUUCGACUUCAAAUAUGAAAAGUUGAUCUCGAGCUCACUUCGCGCAUUGUGCUCAAUGAUCCAGAUUCAGUUGCCGGCGGUGGAGAAGAACUCGCAACGCAUCGCCGACACGUUGUUCAUUCUGCUCAGCGAUUACUCGUCCAUCGGACACGCUGGAAAUAAGCCGUCGAUUGUUCAACUCAAUCAGUUGAUCUACAAGACGUUCACGAGUUUCAUUGGCGUUUGCGGACGCGGUUUUCUCGACAAUGAGAAGCUGACGUUGUUGUUGGCUUAUGCGGAAGCCGAUAUUAUGGAUCAGCACAAGCAGGCGACGAUGUUCUCGUUGAUCAAAUCGCUGGUGAAGAAGGGUGUUCAGCACGAGAGGCUAGCCGAGAUUAUGGAUCAUCUAUCGGAAACCGCCAUUCGAUCGCAUCUGCCGAACAUCAGAUCGCAAUGUCGUGAGACGCUUCUGGAUUAUAUCGGUGGCGCGUCGGAUACGGAGAAAAGUCCGGCGAAGUAUAUCGAAUUUUUCCUUGAUCAACUCGAUUAUGAGUAUGAUGUUGGACGACUAAGCGCCGCCGAAAUGCUGACGGCGUUGUUCAAGAAUCUCGUCCCGAAAUCGCUUGAGAACGUGCACAUGCUAUGUGUUGUGAAGCUCGGCGCCGCCAUCAUGAACGACGAGUCGCCGAAAGUUGUCGCUCAGGUUGGCGUCGCGCUCAGAAGCCUCCUGAACACUGUGGGUGUCGCGCAGCGGCAGGAAACGUUUGAAGUGAUUUGUCAGUGGCUUGAAACUGAAGAUGAGAAUGCUCGAGCUGUUGGAAUCCAAACGGCCGUUCAGCUGAGUUUUGUCGAGAAAGAAACGAUGGCGAAUCGCCUACCGGACAUUGUGAAACGAAUGAGAAAAUGCCUGUUCGAUGAGGACGUAUUUAGCGUAAACUCCGAGAAAUCGAUUGUGGCGUUUCUUUCGGGAUUGACAAGAAUUUUGUGCAAUAUUGGGAAGACUGAUAUGUUUGACGGAAUUGAAUUCAUGGAAGCGUUGGUUGAAUUGGCGACGUGUGAUGAGUCGUUGAGAAUUCGGAACGCGUCGGCCACGCUGAUCGGGCAGAUUCUGGCGAAUUGCGAUGAGAGCAAGAUUACGAAUCAGCUAGCGAAAGAUGUGUGCUCGUGGAUGUGCCGAACGCUGCGGCAUGAGGAGCUCGACGAUUCGACGGCCGAGCAGGCAUCGAAGAAUAUCGUGUUCAUGGUGAAGUUGCUGGAUCUCAAUGAGUAUGAGGUUGUGGUGGCGUCGAUCGCGGCGGCUUGCCGAUUCGAAGUGAAGCAUCAUGUGAAGGAGACGAUCAAGAGAACGAAUUGCUUCAAACUCGCGACGGCGUUGUUCGUGACUGCCGACGUCGCCCGAAUCGAUGUAAUUCUGACGAAAUUCCUUCCGCAUUUUGUCAGAGAGCUUCGGAUGCAGGGCGACGAUGAGCUGCUCAAACUCACGCAAGAGGUGUGCGCGUUGAUCAAGAAGCGCAUCGGCGAUGAGAACUAUAGUAUGCGAAUCGGCGAAUGUCAAAAGAGCGCGGCGAGCAAGAUCAAUGAGAGGAAGAGGAAGGUCAGAGAGCUGGCGGUGACGGCACCGCACGACGCCGCCGAGCUUCGAAGGAAGAAGAAUAGGAAGAAGGCGGAGACGAGGAAGCGAAAGAUCGAUGCGAUGAAGCCCCAUCGGCUCAUCAAGCGUCGAAAUCGGGAGAAGAGAUUGGCACAGGAGAACGAGGAGGAUUAG